This is a messenger RNA of Amyelois transitella, 7715 nucleotides long. RefSeq names its product long-chain fatty acid transport protein 4. Gene Ontology annotation, cellular component: endoplasmic reticulum. Gene Ontology annotation, biological process: triglyceride homeostasis. The coding region runs from base 1304 to 3256 and encodes 650 amino acids. The transcript is spliced from 12 exons. Gene Ontology annotation, molecular function: long-chain fatty acid transmembrane transporter activity; long-chain fatty acid-CoA ligase activity. The record is from RefSeq and is a predicted model, not a curated record. Lineage: Eukaryota; Metazoa; Arthropoda; Insecta; Lepidoptera; Pyralidae.
UAUUGUGGUACUACUAGAAAUUUUCUACCCCGCUUCUGGUAAAUCGCGUUGAUUUUCGUUAAAAAUACCCAACUAAUUAGAACGAAUAGGGGAAUUCAAACGACCAGUCGACUCGACAGCGUAGCGAGCACCCGGUGUCAGACUUUGUGCUCUUUUUUCAUUGUUUUUUUCUUUUAAACGAGUAAAUAUUUUAUUGGUUUAUUGUUAUAGGUAAGUUAAAAUAAAAUCGUCGGUGGUCGAAUCGGUAAGGUGCCCGGUUUAAAUGCGUGUUACGCAAAAAGGGUACAGGUUCGAAUCCCACCCCGGCCAUUUACCAAUGGCUAUUUUUGAAGUUAUGUACAUUAGUUUUAAUACUAACCAAUGCUCUUAUGGUGAGGGAAGGCGUUAUGAAACCUGCUCAUUCAGGCAACUAGUUGUUGAUGAAACAAUACUGGUUUAAGUUCCUCUGCAAAGGUUGCGGAGGUCAGGCGGGAGUCGUUUCGUGUCUCACCUAAUCCUGGAUCCAUGGUCAAAGGCAUUCCCCGGGUUCCUCUCCAGAGCGGUGAGGAUGUAACUGGUAUUUAAGACAGAAGAAAGAAGAAAGUUACGAUUUACAAUGUCCUUAAAAUAUAAAACACGAUUCACCUUUCUGGGAGAAAGAUUGUAGGUAGGUUCUCAAUAUCUCAGUUGUUGCACUCGAAUCAGCACUCGAAGAUCGUAGUCCGUUGAAGACCUAUGUCAAGUCAAAGUCGUAGCUCUCUCUGUCUGUGGUUUAAUGGGCGUGAUGGCCUUUAUAUAAAAAUCUGCAUAAUAUAAAUACACACACUUCCUUCAGGAACCCAGGAGUAAAAUAACAGGAGUAAAAUUAAAAGUUUUCAUAAAAUGAGAACAUAAGUCUAUAGACAGAGACCAUGUCUACACAGUUACGCAAUAAAUAUUUUUGUUUGAUAUAAACCCUGAAAGAGUUUGAUGUAUAAGCCAACUAUAGGAAAAAAACAGUCAACUUACUGUCAUAUAUUGUCAAAAUCAUACUGACAUAUGACGUGACCGUAUGUUUAAAUGACAUUUGUUUUGUUUGAUUUUUAUUCUAUCUGUUUUUAUUCGUCCGCAUCGUGAACUAUUUAUUGUAAAAAGUUUUCGAAGAAAAAGUCGAAGUAAAUUUACCGUUUCAUUACUAAAUUGAAGACCACCUCGAGGCAUUCUUUCCUUUUCUCUUGAACUGGCUCUAGCCAUCGUGACGGACUGGUAGUCAAGAUUUGGGAACAGCACCAUUGUGGGUCACCGCUGGUCAGUUAGCCGCUUUUCGUGGCGGAAAGUAGUCGUGAUGAUGUUGGCAUUCGCUGCUGUAGCAGCGGCUUGUGUCGCUGUUUGGAUUUAUCUUGGUUUCCUAUGCACUGUAGCUGUCUCCGUACUUCUAGUGAUCUUUUAUGGAGUAGUUUUCCAUUCAAGAUGGUGUUAUGUUGCCCUAAAAACUGUUGUCAGAGAUACAAGGGCACUCAUCUCCUACAUCCAAAUACUGUGGGUGGCCUGGAAGUUCACAAGGAAGGACUGGACUCUCCCAGACAUAUUUCAUGAUGUGGUCCAACAGCAUCCGGACAAGAAAUGCUUCUUAUUCCAGGAUGAAGUGUGGACAUUUAAGGAGGUUGAAGACUACAGUUUACGCAUGACUGCGGUUCUGAGGGCGCAGGGCAUUGGCAAGGGCCGGAUUGUAGCCCUGCUCAUGAACAACUGUCCACAAUUGCCCGCUCUGUGGCUGGGUAACGCUCGAGUGGGCGCCGUCACACCUCUGAUCAACACCAACCAGCGAGGAAACGCGUUGUUACAUUCCAUCAAUGUUGCCAAAUGUGAUGCGCUGAUAUUCUCCGAGGAAUACCUUUCAGCAAUCCAAGACAUCUCCAGCCAACUGGACCCAUCUCUGAAACUUUUCAAGUUCACCCACCGUCCACUCAACACUUCAAACCCCAAGACCUCCAUAGGGGAUGCCAUCCCAGACUUGACCCAGUUGUUGGAGACCACCGCUCCCGCACCCUGGACAUUGGCUGACGCAGAAGGUUUUAAUGGGAAACUCCUGUACAUUUACACAUCUGGAACUACGGGACUACCUAAAGCUGCUGUCAUAUCCAAUGCUAGAUUCGUGUUCAUGACGACGGGCAUUCACUUCAUGGGUUUGAACAGCAACGACACGGUAUACUGCCCCCUGCCGUUAUACCACACGGCGGGCGGCGUCAUCAGCGUGGGCCAGGCGUUCAUACACGGCUGCACUGUCGUACUCAAGACUAAGUUCUCAGCCUCGCAGUACUUCCCCGAUUGUGCGAAGUAUAACGCGACCGCGGCUCACUACAUCGGCGAGAUGUGUCGCUACGUGCUGGCCACGCCCCCCUCGCCCGCCGACACGCAGCACAAAGUGCGCAUCAUAUACGGCAACGGACUGAGACCUCAGAUAUGGAAUGACUUCAUCAAGCGAUUUAAUAUCAAGCGUGUGACAGAAUUUUACGGAGCCACGGAAGGAAAUGCUAAUAUAUUGAACACUGAUGGCACGCCUGGAGCCAUAGGAUUUGUAUCGCGAAUAAUACCGUCAGUGUAUCCGAUAGCCAUUAUCAGGGUCGACCAGGAGACUGGAGAGCCCAUCAGGGAUUCGAGGGGUCUUUGUCAGCUAGCCCAACCGCACGAGCCAGGCGUGUUUAUCGGCAAGAUAUCUCCCAACAACCCGUCUAGGCAGUACCUGGGUUACGUGGACAAGGCCGCUUCCGAGAAGAAGGUCGUGAGGGACGUGUUCACCAAAGGAGACUCCGCUUUUAUAUCAGGCGACAUCCUGGUGGCGGACGAGCUGGGCUACCUGUACUUCCGCGACCGCACCGGCGACACGUUCCGCUGGCGCGGGGAGAACGUCAGCACCACGGAGGUGGAGGCCGCCAUUUCUCGCGUCGCGGGCCAUAGAGACGCGGUUGUCUAUGGCGUGUUGGUGCCGAACACGGAAGGCCGCGCCGGCAUGUGCGGCCUCGCGGACGCGGACGGCAGCCUGUCGCUGGCGCAGCUGCGCGCGGCGCUGGCCCGCGAGCUGCCCGCCUACGCCACGCCCGUGUUCCUGCGGGUCAUGCGCAGCGUCGACAUGACUGGUACGUUCAAAAUGAAGAAAACCGACCUCCAAAAGGAGGGGUUUGACCCAGCCCUGGUAAAGAACGACAAGCUUUACUAUUUAGACACGAAACUCGGCCAAUACCUCCCUCUUGGACCUGAAGAGUACCAGAAGAUCAACAGCGGCCAAAUUAGACUGUGAUCUGUUAGCACCUAUCUUAUUUCUAAGUUCAAUCCUUUUAAAAUAAUGUUAGGUCACAAAUUUGUGAAGUGGACGACUUUAAAAAAGUUACGACAGGACACAAAACAAAUUAAUGUUUAGACUUACGACAAGUCUUACAAAAAUAAAAUUAGGGUUAUUUAUGAUAUUGGUUAUUUAACCUUGGUAGGUUGAUGUUUUACAAAUAACCCUGUAUUUAAAAAAAUGGCAAAUUUAAUGACAAAUUAGAUCACAUUAAUAAUUCGAAGUUUGCAUUGUGAAUGAGCUUAGCAUAAUUUUAAAACUCAAAUAAUAGUAUACUAUAAAACUCUUCCCUUACUAGAUGACUGACGGACAACGCACCGCCAAAACUACUGCUCGUAUAAAGUUGCAAUAUGGUAUGAAGGUUCCUUAGGGAGUGUAGGAGAGCACUAAGAAAGGAUUUUGAUUAUCGGGUUUCUUCGUUUUACGCAAGCGAAGCCGCUGGUGCCCGCUAGAGAGUAUUACAUAUUAUAGUAUGUUUUAUAAGCUCAGGCAAUAUUUUGGUAAAUUAGUGCAUAUAGUUUCCGUCAGAUGUCGCAAAAGUAGCAAGUUGAUGUAAUAAUUAUAGAAAUUAAAUCUUACACGCUAGAAAGUGGUUAUGGGUAUACCUACGAUAGGAGUAUUUAAAAGCGCUAACAAAGCAAGAGAAAACAGCCUCGAAUUUUGCUAUCUCUGUCUUCAUUACUACAAAAAGAGAGAUGGCAAGAGUUCAAGCAAAGUAUCUUGCGAAUAUAGUCAGAUAGUGUUCUCAUUGUGUUAAAAAACGCACAAAACGCAGCUUUAUCUUUUCAAUCAAUUAUUCUAAUUUUUUCCAUGGCAAUACUCAAUUGUACUUAAUUUUAUAUACGGCAAUCUCAAGGCAAAGUAUUUAAAUGUUUAGUCCAAUUUGUUUAUUAUUAUCUUAUGCAUUCUUAAAAGCGCAUUUACUCACAUUAAAAACUGUUUUUAUAUAUGUAUAUGUUGUGCAAUGUUGUACAAUAACCUGUAAUAUUUAUACUUUUUUAAAGCUAUUCUGAAUAGUGUCAGUAUUAUUUUAUUUUCUUGAAGUAUCCUGCAAUCUCAUAUAUUCUCGUAUAUACAAUAAACAUAAUAUAGAAAUUGUACUCUAAAUCUUUAUUUUUCUAUUUGCAUUAUAUACUCGUAUUAAUUAUGUAUAUAUUUUUGUACUUUCGAAUUUAUAAAAUAUAGUUGCAUACUAACUUUAUAUAUAAACUUUAGAUAAAAUUUCCAAUUGUUGAUCGUUUUAAGGAUUAUGUACUUCGUUAUUGGCAAAAUACAGGUAGUUUUAGUCUUAUUGUUAUUUUUAUUGGGUUAAGGUGAAUGGUUUUGGUAUCUGCAAUAAAGGUAUUGUUAUGUGACGGUGUGUGAAGAUUUUAGCCGAGAACGGGCAGAUAAAUUGAGAACUAGGUCCACUAAACCAAAUUCGGAAUAUUUAUAUAUAUAUUUUGUCAAUAAAGAUACGUAAUAUAUAUUUGCAAUGAACAUAAUUAAAAGUAGAACUAACAGUCUGUCACUUGUCUGUUUUUCAUCAAACUCCAAAAUUAAACACUGAACAGAAAUCUUCUUUGAUGUUAAGAAAGCUUUUAUUAUAGUAUUAUAGUAAAGAGAUAAAGAGGAUAGAUCUUUCUAAAAUUUAUAAGGAGAUGGACAGAAAAAAUAGCAACAGAGUAUUAAAAACGGAUAACACUAAUCGUAGUAAUAGUUUGCCUGUUCAACCUAUUUUGGAAAGGUAGGGUAAACCAGAGAGUGAUUGCCCACAGGCAGUAAUUGCCCGUUUUUAGAAAAAAAAUCUGAAUCAAAGUUUGUGUUCGUACUUGUUUCGAAUAUAAUUUACUAGGUUACUCUAUGGUCAAUUUAUAGUAGAUUUUAAAAUUGAUAAGUGUAAACAUUGAAGAAAAAAAAACAUUAAUGGUAGAUUUUGUCAAGACGGGUGAACGUGUUACUCAAACAGGUAAACAUUUUAGCAAUUUUCUUAAGGAAUUACUUGCUUAGAGGUAAUUUUUUUUUGCAUUUUAUUUGAUAUUUCAUUAUUGGUGUAUGGUUAUGCCAAAAGCAUAAGUGUUAUGUUAUGUUUUUAAUGAAAAUAUUUGCAAUCAGAUUAGAUUGAACGGUUUUUUAAUGGUGGGCAAUCGCUGUACGUAUUUCGGCAUAUUUUUAGUUAUUGCCCACCAUAAUUUUAGUGAUUGCCAUGGUUAAUAUGUAUAGUUAUUGCCCAGGGCAAUCAUUAUCGGCAAUUUUUUGAUUAAGUGAAGUAUGUUGCCGUCACAUUUAUUAGCUUAAUGCAACGCGCAAUAAUAUUGUGACAAUAAUAUUGUCAAUAUUUUUGCCAAACACACGCAAUAAUUUAAUAUUAAUAUUGACAAUGUAGCAAAUAUUGUUAACAUUAUUUCGUGGGUGCGGGUAGCCAAUCGCUAUGCACAUCUUAUUGGCUAGUAUUGUUUUAUUUACAGUAGGUAUGCCAAAGUCACCAAAAGUACAAUAUAGUAAAGAAAAUUUACAGAAAGCUAUCGAAGCUCUUCAAGAUGCUUCUAACAAUUUGUCUACAAGGCAAAUUGCUGAAAAAUACUGUGAUCCGAGGUCCAGUCUCCGCUACUAUACACGGUGACAUAAAACAACUGCAUCAUUUUAAACAUAGACUAUACCCAUGCUUCUGAGCCGUUUGAGCCUAUUUUUAUUUAAAUUAAACAUCAUCAUUUUCACAUUUAAAAAAACCCUCAAAACUACAUCACACGCUUUAUUAAAGACCAGUACUACAAAAAGAAAUUAAAACUAAACAUGCAAAUAAAUGUCUUAAAAAUUUAAAAAUGUCUGUUUGACAAGAGUCAAGUUUAUUGUAUUUUUUGGCCCGUUUGUUCCUAUACACUUAAAAAGUAAUUUAAAUCUUUCAUUUUAUCUUAUAUCCUUUCCCCUCUUCUCUUACUCUGACUGCGCUUCAACUUCAAUUAAGUAAGCUUUAAAUCUAUUGCUACAGGACCAUCUAUACUAAUCUAUACUGAGGGUCUUGAGGGCUUCAAUAAUUCCAAAAUAAUUAUUCCACGUGGACGAAGUUGCGGGCACAGUUAGUCACCUAUAUUAACUGUCUGAAGAAAGUAGUUUGGAGGAUUGGAUAAUAAUAUCGGCUAGAAAAGGAUUUCCUCGAAAUAGACAUUUUAGACUCCGUGCAAAAGUUUUUGGAAGAAAACCCGCGCCCAAAUUAGUUUUUUUUUUAAAUAGGCCAUGUGAUGGUUUGUGGAAGGCAUUUUUGAAGAACAUCAGAAGGAGUGACAAAAGUUCAAAGUCUAAUUUAUCAUUUUAAGGUACUGGGCAAUAACUGUACAUUUUUGGAUAAUUUUAAAUUUGUUUAUUUAUUUUCUAAGCCAUGUAAGUUUUAACUAAAAACCGUUAACACUUUGAUGGAGAUCUUAUUUAGACAUAAGAAAAAAAUUAUAAAUGGUUGAAACUUGUAAUACUUUUUUAUUGUUUGAAGCCAAAGUGUUUGAAGUCCUUAAGUGGGCAAUAGCUAUACGGUUUACCCUAUAUAAAUUAGCAAAGUUUUUCAACUCACUGUUCCGCUUUAUGUGGUGACGGUAAAACGCUGUUGUAUUUUUUUAUGUUAUUUAAUUUUACUAUGUACGCUACCUAUGUUAUAAUAAGGAAUAAAGUCUGUCAGUCGAUUAAGUUAGUAAAAUAAAAACUAUUGUCCUGUGACUGACAGGUUUUCUGUUUUUGGAAAUAACCGAAUAUUUAUUUAGGUAGAAUAGUAAAGUGAGGGUAUAUGUAUGUGCGAUAAGGAUAUUUUAAUGUACUUUUCCCUUAUAAAGCUAUUGCAGUUAAAAUGAAAAUUCGCCACUAAGAAACAUAUGAGUCAAAGGCAUAUUGGCACGUCCUAUACAAUCGAGUAAUAAAAAAAAUACUGCGGAACUAACUGAUAGUAAUUUUUUCUUACAUACAAAAUGCAUAGCAAUUUAACUUGCUGUUAAAUAUAUUCAUUAUCGUAUUAGCGGCCGUCUAUUAACAAAUAGGUUGUACUAUUUUGGUGUCGGUAGGUAAUAGUAUUUUUUGAGUGAAAGAGUAACAAAGUAUAUCCAAUAAUGCGAGUUAAUGAUAUUAUUAAAAAAAGGUUAGGGAGUUUUUAGCUCGAAAACUCCACCUAGUUUGAAUUAUGGUCAUAUAAUUUUAGGUAAUAUUUAAUUGUCUGAGUGUGUUGGCCUCCUUACAAUGUUUUUCUUCGCCGUAAGAAAGAAUAUAAGAAACUCUGUUGAAGUACAUUUUGCUUACUACAAAUAUAUGUUAUCGUAUGUUUGCCUACACGUAGACAUAAUAAAAAGAUAGUGUUAAUUAAGACUGGUAUGAUAUUUUGUAUUUAUUUGAAGUAAUUAAAGCAAUCAGUGAUCUGAAAAGCAUAAUGUAUUUGUAUAGUACUUAAAUGUAUAUUUUUAUA